AUGGCCAUUGAUGAUGAGGUUGAGAUUGUCGUCAAUCAUGACCCUUCUUCUGGCAACAUCGUUGAUGGUAGCAAGGUCCCCCUUCCAAGAUUCAGGAAGAAGAGCAAGACCUAUGUGCGAAGCAAAGAGGUCCGUCCUGAGGUGAUAUUACUCCCAUACGCUGAAGUGCCCGGCAUGGACUUAUCAUCACGUCUCUACCAGCUUGCUGAGGCGACUGUGGCUAAAGCCAAGGCCAACGAAGCUGCCAUCCAGGCUAGGAAGCGUCCUCAUGUUGCUUCUCUGCAUGCCUUUGGGGAUUCCGCUUUCACUCUUGCAGCUGUUGACUUAGCCAUUAAUAACGAGGCUAGUGCUGACACUCUAUCGAAGGCCAGUACCUUGGUCAAGGAUGGUGACCAUCUCAACCCUUCUGAGGCAGUCUUGCGCUCUCGUGAGGGUGACCUUCGCAACGAUAUUGUUGCUACCACUCAUAAGAUCGAGUAUUUGCUCCAAUAUCGUGCAUUUGUGGUGUCUCAUCACCGAGAGGUGGUUCAGCAGCUUGAACUUCGCCUUCCUCCUCCAUCUCUUGAAGAGGAAAUACGGCCUCUUGGUUAUGUUUCUGCUUAA
This is a messenger RNA of Guyanagaster necrorhizus, 603 nucleotides long. RefSeq lists its product as uncharacterized. The transcript is spliced from 3 exons. NCBI's taxonomy places the organism in Eukaryota, Fungi, Basidiomycota, Agaricomycetes, Agaricales, Physalacriaceae. Bases 1 to 603 code for a protein of 200 amino acids. The record is from RefSeq and is a predicted model, not a curated record.